Hemibagrus wyckioides is the source of this 702-nucleotide messenger RNA. RefSeq names its product transmembrane protein 17 (gene tmem17). Gene Ontology annotation, cellular component: ciliary transition zone. The coding region runs from base 64 to 639 and encodes 191 amino acids. The record is from RefSeq and is a predicted model, not a curated record. NCBI's taxonomy places the organism in Eukaryota, Metazoa, Chordata, Actinopteri, Siluriformes, Bagridae. The transcript is spliced from 5 exons. Gene Ontology annotation, biological process: non-motile cilium assembly.
CCCCGCCCUCAUCACUGUUAGCAGCUGUGUUUCGUAGUUACGCCGUGCCUUGGGCUUUGCACUAUGGAUCUUCCCGAACCUAUAAGAAGGCGUUUGGGAGAAUUUUCUCGAACUGUGUUCGUCAAUCAGGGUCAUUCACAACUUUCGCCUGAGGAUCAUACCACAUUUCUGAAUCACAAUACAGAUGUUGUAUCUAGUCUUCCUCUUCAGAUGGCUCUCUUCUUCAACAUGUGCUUCUUUCCUCUGUGGUGGAUUAGCGAAGUCGUAAUGCUGCAACUCAAAUAUCCUGCACUCCCUGAUUACUACAAAUUCAUCCUAAUUACCAUUUUAAUUUUAAUGACCCUCAUCGAGGUUAUCAGGCUCUACCUAGGCUAUGCAGGAAAUCUGCAAGAAAAGGUCCCUGAAUUGGCCGGCUUUUGGCUCCUCAGCCUCCUUCUGCAGUUCCCGUUGAUUCUGUUUCAGCUCUUCAAUGAAGCAAUACUCAUCCAGCCUUUGGAAAGAGGAGUUCAUAUAGUUCUGGCCUUGUUCAUUUUAACAGAGGCUCUCUCUGGUUUUGUUGCACUGCGGGCAAUGGUCAGACACACGGAAAGCCGCUUCCACCUCAGCCAGUUUAAUGGUAUUCAAGAACUCAGAUCAUGACCGCUCUGAUACUGUUAAACUGCAUAUUUUUGAGAUAUACACUUUAUUUAUAUAUAUAUAUAU